Molecule: messenger RNA, 2930 nt
Organism: Xenia sp. Carnegie-2017
Lineage: Eukaryota; Metazoa; Cnidaria; Anthozoa; Malacalcyonacea; Xeniidae
Product: ATP-dependent zinc metalloprotease FTSH 4, mitochondrial-like
Exons: 23
Coding region: 191-2419 (742 amino acids)
Biological process (GO): mitochondrion organization; protein quality control for misfolded or incompletely synthesized proteins
Cellular component (GO): mitochondrial inner membrane
Molecular function (GO): metalloendopeptidase activity; ATP hydrolysis activity; ATP-dependent peptidase activity
Source: RefSeq, a predicted model, not a curated record
AUGGGAAAAACUAUGGGAGUUAUCGCUCCAGUUAUUAUUAUAGUUCACUGGUUUUCAUUUCUCAACAAAAUUUGUCGAUUUCAGCAUUGUCAUUGAACGGUUUAUCAAUUCAAUAUUUCAUUUUUGAAAAGGUUAAAAAAUGACGAAAUAAAGUUGACUUGAAAAAGUGUUAGUGCCUUGAAAAUUCGAUAUGUUAUCGUCGCUUGGCUUAAAUUAUCAGGUUCUUAGUAAUUUUAUUGAACUAACUGGUCAUCUUCAUCAACUGAAGUCAUCAGUUUGGCCUGGCUUUCUAACAUAUUUAAAAUGUUUGAAAAAGAAAGUACAUCACGAGUCUAUUCCAUAUGAACAAGAAUAUGAAGUAAAGAGUCAGACACCAAUUUCUGAACUGUUGAAAAACCUCCCUCAUGGUUGGCAAAGACUGCUUUCACCCCUAUCAAUCACUUUACCUACACACAAAAUAGUCUUGCAACCAUGGGCAACUUCAUAUAUAUCUGGAGAAUCAUUUUAUGAAAAUAAACAUGGUUUUAGGUCAUCAAGACUUCUUGGAUCAAGUUCUACAAUGUGGCAUAAGAUAUCCCUACAACCAAUGUGGUCAAGAAAAAAUGGUGCAGUUUCUACACGAAAUAUAUACACUUACUCUGCUCAACAAAUUCGUGAUUUGGAAGAAAGAGCAAAUGAUAACCCCAAUGAUCCAGAUGCCCAGGCUGACUAUUUAAAGGCAAUAGUAAGUGAAGAUCCACAUUAUGUCAUUCGAAGAUAUGAAAGUGGGAAAUAUAAAAGUAGUGAUGAAGUUUAUAGAGAGUAUUAUAAGGCGCUUGUAAUGACGGAUAAAAUAAGAAAUGAUGAAAUUGGCGAGGCGGCAAGAAAGCCAUUUCUUUCGUUUCGUCAACGCCCAGCAAAAUCAUCUUCCAGCGAGUUAGGAAGUGAAGGGAAUCCAGUUGUCGUUUCUAUGAAUAAUGAUAAACGGUCAUUUUUCAAAGAACAACUGUGGAAUACGUUAAGAUUUCUUAUAGGUCUUUUCCUUAUUGUAUCCGUUCUGGAGGCGCAACUCCAAAUGAGAAUGACUUCAAAUCAAAAGGAAGUUCAACCGGACAGCUCAGACAAAAAAGUAAAAUUCUCUGAUGUUCAAGGCGUUGAAGAGGCCAAACUUGAAUUAAGAGAAAUUGUUGAGUUUUUAAGAUCACCAGAAAAAUUUACCAAGCUUGGUGGAAAGCUGCCAUCAGGUAUUUUAUUGGUUGGUGCCCCAGGAACUGGUAAGACGUUGCUUGCCAAAGCUGUCGCCGGCGAAGCGGGAGUUCCUUUUUUCUUUUGUUCUGGAGCUGAAUUCGAUGAAAUGUUUGUUGGAGUUGGCGCUGCUAGAGUUAGAAAUCUUUUUGCUUCUGCGAAAGAGCUUUCUCCUUGUAUAAUAUUCAUUGACGAACUUGAUGCAAUUGGAGGCACACGAAGUGUUGGUGAUCAUCAACCAUAUUCAAGAAUGACUCUGAAUCAACUUCUUGUUGAAUUGGACGGAUUUGAUAAAACUGAGGGUAUUGUCGUUAUUGCUGCCACAAAUUUUCCUGAAAUUCUUGAUAAAGCUUUAGUUCGUCCUGGACGUUUUGACAGCCGUGUGACCGUCCCAAUGCCUGAUGUUCGUGCUCGUAAAAGCAUUCUUGAGUUGCAUCUUGGAAAAGUAGAGAUGGCGGACGAUGUUAGUCCAGAGACUUUGGCAAGAGGUACUCCAGGUUUUUCAGGUGCCGAUCUUGCAAAUUUGGUGAAUCAAGCCGCCUUAAAGGCAGCAAGUGAAGGUCAUGCUUAUGUCAAUAAUGAACAUUUGGAAUAUUCAAAGGAUAAAAUAAUAAUGGGACCUGAGAGAAAAAGUGCUUUUAUCGAGCAGAAGAAUCGUGAAGUUGUUGCUUAUCACGAAGGAGGACAUGCAUUGGUUGCUUAUUAUACAUCAGAAGCCUUACCGUUACAUAAAGCUACUAUUGUACCACGUGGUGAUGCUUUGGGUUUGGUUGCUCAGCUUCCUGAGAAGGAUGAACUAUCGUGGACAAAAAAACAGUUAAUGGCAAAACUUGAUGUAUGCAUGGGUGGUCGCGUCGCUGAAGAACUCGUAUUUGGCAGUGAUAAUAUAACUAGUGGAGCAUCGAGCGACUUCUUUCAAGCAAAUAAAAUAGCGCGAGCCAUGGUGACAAAAUACGCGAUGAGUGACAAGGUUGGUCCACUUGUUAUUACUGAUGAAGAGAAAUUGAGUCCUGAAUUACACAACUCGAUUGAAAAUGAAGUGAAACGACUCAUAAAAGAGUCUUACGAGCGAGCGAAGAAUAUUAUUCAGAGUUAUUCAAUUGAACAUAAGCGUCUUGCCGAAGCAUUGCUGAAGUACGAAACACUAAACGUUGAAGACAUUGAGGCUGUUAUUCAAGGAAGAUCUAUCGAGUAAAAUGUUUAUUUUUUCAUGUACUAUAAUAGUCAUAGCACCGUCUUUACUGCAUGUCUAGCAUGAAAAGAUAAGCUUGACAUCUCCAUUUUCUUGAGAUAAGCCACUUGAUUUAGCAUGUAGAAAACUCAAACAAGUAUGGAAAUUUAAAUAUAUAGCAUUUACUAAGUACAAAAAGAAGUGCUUUCUAGAAAUUCUUUACGGUGUUCACUCAUUAGUUUACUCAAAGUUUACGUUUUAUUGUCUAUAAAGAAGAGAUGUAAUGAUUCGUAAAAUUUUGUUAUGUAUUUUUAAUUUUCUUUCUUUUUUUUGUUUUACUGUCAAACGAUUUGCCUCAGUCUCCUUACGUAGCAGAGAAAACGAGUCGUUCAUUAAAAAAAUAUUACAAAAAAUAAUUUAUAAAUUAUGUAAUAAACACUUGUAUUGCCAUGGCAAUUGCUUAAGCAGCUCAUCUCUUUUAGAUAUUACUAAUUUGUAACACAUGCUACAAAAUUUGAUUUAUUUUUUUCUAAAA